This is a messenger RNA of Lineus longissimus, 6710 nucleotides long. Its product is annotated as neural cell adhesion molecule 2-like. NCBI's taxonomy places the organism in Eukaryota, Metazoa, Nemertea, Pilidiophora, Heteronemertea, Lineidae. Gene Ontology annotation, molecular function: cell adhesion molecule binding. Gene Ontology annotation, cellular component: plasma membrane; cell-cell junction. Bases 178 to 3471 code for a protein of 1097 amino acids. Gene Ontology annotation, biological process: cell-cell adhesion. The transcript is spliced from 19 exons. The record is from RefSeq and is a predicted model, not a curated record.
UUUCGCGUGUUGUUGUCGAAGUGUAAACACGGUAUAAAACUCUCCGGGAUUUUCCCAACCUUUUACUGGAUUACUGCCCUGCAAAAAUGAGGAUAAUUUGAGAUAAAUUCUUUUCUUUUUGCUGUGUUAUUUUCAUUGUGAUCAUUGUUAAGGAUUUUUAGGAGGACUCUUGGUAGAAUGGCGUUUAUCUUACGGACCUGUGCAGUGUGGAGUUUUAUAGUGCUCAUCUCGGGUAUCAACGGACAGGAACCGACGUGGAUCAAUGAGCCGACUGACGAGAGUGUGCUGUUAGGUCAGAACGUCACUAUCAACUGUACAGUUGCCAAUAGAGGGAGCUUGCUGACAGUAUGGACUCGAACAAUUCAGGGCGCCAGCACCAGUUUGUUUAUUGAUAAUACUUCUAUGAGUCAGGAAUCACAGUAUUCUGUCAUCGGGAAAUUCAAUCUUCACGUUACGGGCGCUACGGAGGCUGACACCGGCACAUAUACAUGUCAGGUUGGAAAGAAGUUGACGGGUACUGCCAUACUCAAUGUUCUUGUUGCCCCCGGUGCUCCGUCAAUCUCCACCCAACCAUCUUCAAACCUUAAAGAGGGCGGCACAGUCGAACUCGACUGCAUUUCCAAUGGCGGCAACCCACAGCCAACCAUCCAAUGGUUCCGUCAAGGCGUCGAAAUUGCGUCAACAACGACAAAAACGGGAACGUCGACCAAAGGAACGUUACAGCGGACUCUAACCUAUGACGACGAUGGAGCUGUUUUUUUGUGCAAAGUUUUUAACGAAGUCAACAAAGACAAACCGUUGGAAACGCAAACAGUUUUAGAUGUGCAAUUUCAACCUCGCGUGUCCUUCCGUCCUUACAACCCCCUGGUUGCCCUCGAAGGUGCGUCAAGCUAUAUAGAAUGUGUUGUCACUGCUAAUCCUAAAGAGACGUUGGUCUCUUGGAAGAAAGGGACUGCAGACAAGGGAGCGAAUUAUAAUUUGACGUUUGUUAGCGUGGCGAAGUCUGAUGCGGGUAAUUACACCUGUGAAGCAACAAACAGUAUUGGCACUGGACGUGACACCAUUGAUAUGCAAGUCCAAUAUCCGCCCAUCGUCUCUUUUGCAAAUCCUGGCCAAACGUUCAGAGAGAAAGAAAAAGUGACCCUCACGUGUACGAUCGAUUCAAACCCAGCGGCAACAACCAAUCAAAUUGUGUGGAACGAACUUAAGACAAAUACGCGGAAAUCGCUUGGGCGCACUUUAGAUUUUGGUCUGAUUGACCGUUCGGACGCAGGGCGUUAUUCGUGUAAUGUGACGAACAGUCUUCAGCCGUCCGGCCAGAAUCUGACUGAGGGGCAAGGAAGUGCUGUUAUGGAUGUGGUUGUGCAGUAUCAACCUGGUGCAGGAAGCAUAGCCGAAACUGGUCAGAUCAAGACAGGUGAUAAGACGACACUCAGGUGUACUACAUUAGUGAGCGGUCUGCCAGCUGCUCAGUUCCGGUGGACGUUAAAAGAUGGCAGCACUGUAGACAACGCUGGUGUUUAUGAAAUACCAAACACCAAGCUAUCAGAUGCGGGAAAAUACAAAUGCAUGCCUUUCAAUACGAUCGGAGAUGGACCGACAGCAGAAAUAGAUCUUGAAGUUGUUGAGACGCCCCAGUUCCUCAAAACCCUCUCCCAAGACCACCAAGCCAACGAAGGCACGGCCGACUACUCCGUGAAUUGUCAAGCACGCGGGAAGCCUGCGCCAGCGAUAAACUGGUUCAAGGACGGGCGAGAUAUAUCUCGGGAGAGCACGUUGUAUAGCUUUACUGCAUCGAUCGGAAAUGUUGGUACCGAAGGGAGUAAAAAUGUUACAAGCAUUUUGAUUUUUAAAGGUUCGGCAAGACCUGAUGGUAAUCGACUCAUCAUCGCAGAUGCCGGGAACUAUACAUGUAAAGCGUCAAGUGAUAUCAGCUCGGUGUCAUCAUGGGGAGUACUCGUAGUCAAUUAUGCACCCCGCAUGGAGAUAUUAACGACCAAGAUUGGCACCGUCCCGAACGAGACUGUUGUCAUGACCUGUGCCUGCAACGCCGUGCCAAAACCAACCUUCAGCUGGUAUCUCGCAACAACAAAGUUAAACGACGACGGAAUUAAAGUUAAAAUAUCGGAAACAAACCCGCGGCCGGGUUAUCUGUACGUCAGCCGUUUGACGCUGACGACGAUCGCCGAGGCAGAUUUUGGGAUUUAUUAUUGCAAAGCGAAUAAUGCAUUGAGGCCCGAUAAUCAGACUGAAUUCAACUUGACAAAGAAAAGUGUACCAGAAGAACCUGCCGGCCUCGUUUACCUGGCGGCAACCUGGGAGUCAGUCGAACUAAAGUGGGAACCAGGUUUCAACGGCGGACAUCCCCAAAACUUCGUCGUUCAAUAUGAUGGGAAAGAAAUAGAAACCUCACCGAGUGUCAAUACUUUCAAUGUGACAGGACUUUAUCCGAAUCGGACUUAUACGUUUAAAGUCCUCGGGAAGAACGCCCUGGGGCGAGGUUUAGUGUCGGAUCCAGUUACAGUUACGACGAAAACUGUUACACUGGCUAAACCAAAAGACGUCAACUUCAGCAAAAAAGAUAAUAUCGUGCAUUACACGGCGUCUGGUUCGGAUUAUUGUGUAAAAGUCGAUAUAUCCUCCGACGGAAAAAAAUGGAUAAAUUAUCAAAAAUGCGCGCCGGUGCAGGACAAUAUAAAAAUAGAGAAGCAAGACUUUGUCGUCAAUCACGUCAACUUGACGUUAUGUCUGCAGCAUCGGCAGGACAUAUGUGGGGAGCCGCCGGUCAAGGCAAAAAUAUGUGAGGACGUAUCCUCCAUGGGAGUCUGCCCGGGACGAGUGGAGUCCGAAGAUACCGUCCCAACGGAGACGAUUAUAAUCGUGGCGUGCGUCUGUGGUGCCGUCGUCCUCAUCCUCCUCAUCAUAUUGUUAGUGUUAUGUUGUCGGCGGACGAAAGCCGAUAAAGAAUUCCCAGAAGCUGCACAUCGCCGUCCAAACCCAGUGCCUGUGACUGGCUCCAAAAGAGGUCGCCGCCCGCCUUCAUCAGGUAUUGAUAAUCCCGCGUUAGAUAUGCUCGACGGAGACAUGGAUGAUCCAACAUCGGGAGGUGUGUUUGCCACUAACACGUCACAUAAACAUCCGACACCAAGGAUGAAUGGUGGCCCAUUGAAUCCUUACGCUCAUCACAACGGUCGCUUCCCAAGCGAGCCACCACCAUCAUACGAGAUGAACAGUUUUAGAGACCCUAAAGAACCUUUUACGAUAACGAUAACUCAUCCCGAAGGCUUCGACUCUAUAGAGAAACCCCCCUUACAGCUAAAUAGUGAUUCAUCGUCAGACAAACCGUAUUUAGACACGCAUCAUCCAAACGGAAGUUUAAAAAUGGACGAUUCUCGUAGCCACAACGAGAGCGGCUACUCAACGCCCGACCCCACCAAACCCAAAAAAGUAAUAUAUGAAGUGAUCGUAUAGCGAAUGUGGACCUUCACGCACAAACAGUGUUGUAAAUAUGUAUAUGUGUAUAUAUAUAGUUUGCUAAUCAGGCGCAAGGUGGCGCCAACUAUCGCGCAUGCGGCGUUAGUGUAGUUUCAAAUCGUGGUGCUCAGUCAGAGUACCAGUCUUAGGACGAAACUGGUGCCUUAUCAGAAGUGUGCAAAUUCAAACUCAGACGCAAGUAGUUCGUAUGUGCCCUGAUGGUGGCGCUCUCAGGAAUAUAUCUAAGUGGAUUCGCUGUUGUUUACACUUUCGUUGGAGUACGUCCGUUUUCACCGAAAUAUCCUUCGUAACUAUGGUAACGGGAUCACAGGUCUUAAUAUUCUGACGUACUAUAAGUUGGAAUUUUGUAAAAGGAUAAAGAAGUUUAAUAUGGAUUUUUAAAUUCAAGACAAAUUUGUUCUGAAGAGAUGGAGUCAAUUUUUUGGCGAUCGUGCCCGAAAAUUCUUAUUUCAUUGGUAGAAAUUUAAAGGCCUGGUUUAUUUAUGUAUUGUUUACUUGUGCCCCAUUGGUAGUCGGAUAUAAAAAUGGCCGCCGUGACACUAAACUGACAUGACAUUCCAGCUCAAUGAAAAUUGGCAUGUAUGGCAUUCUCAACUGCAUUGUUGAGAUUCAUGUAUCGCAUAUUAACAUAAUGGGAACAUUUCAAAUUCAAUUUCAAAUUUUGAAUUUUGACAAACGGACCACGCCUUUAACAACAUCUGCUAAGAUUUGGAUCCCAACUACCCGGAUCUCUCUUCUUCUGGAUGUUGUGCCUUUCGGAGACCGUGUUGUAUUUCUGCUGUUUCUACCCAACACCAAUUAUUGUUGUUGCCUGUUUUUGGCAAAUCUUUCCUGUGUUACUGAACCUAUUUUCAUGAAAUUGAGGUUGUUUUGGGGUAAAAGACAACUUGGUCAAAAAUUCGAUGAGUCAUUUUUUACUUGCUUUGCAUGUGCAUUAGGUGUAAAUAAAUUUGUACUGUAAACCGCCUCAAGUUGGUCAAAUUCACAUGUACAUUUACACAACAAAUGUACAUUCACGUAAACGUGAAUUUGGCGACGGGUGAAAUGAAUUUUAUGUAUAUUUGUAUGAUAUGAUAUGACAAACAUUGGUGCUAACUGUGUACCAUAGUGACAAGUGAAACUGGAUGAAUAUCAGGAUUGGCGGAGUUUGAAAUUUUGCCGGGCAGAAUUUCGUAGUAUUAUCGGCCAGGUUUUGUACUGCUGAUGUGUUAGUUGUUUUGAAAUGAGCAUGAGAGGGGAGAAAAGACCUCUCUAAUAUAGACACUUUUGGGUAAAUACAAGUGUCUAUAUUAGCGAGAAGUGUCCUGAAAAUCGCCUUCUUAACCUCCAAUUGAACACAAGUGACAAUCUAAAAAAAGUUUCCUCAAAGAAAGGUUACCUGAGGAGAAUCUUUUAGGGGGUGGGGCUGGAUGAUAUGGAACAAAUUAUAAUAUCAAUGCAAAUUUCUUGGGGGCUGUUGUAAAAUUCUCAUGCUUGUUUCAAAAGGGUUUUUUCAGGCUGAAAUAACUUUUGUAGAAUUUGUAUCAAUAAUUUUUACAAGAUAAUAGUAAUAUAGAGCAGUGAGAUUACUACUAGAGACACCUAGUGUUCAGAUAGCCAACCAAGACCCAAGUGUUUUGUUGAGCCAAAGAUAGGUGGCAGCACAUGUCUUAUCCUAUCUCUUUCAAAGAACUGCAUGUAUCUAUGGAAAUAUUUCCAUUGGCAUAUUUUUUCAUAGAAUUUUUUCCUAAUCAAAAUCAAAAUCAAAAUAUGAAUACGAACAAUUGCCUCUAAGUGGUUUAAUUUAAUCAAGUAUUUUUUAUUUGAUUUCUGAGAAAGAUUUGUAAUUGAUGUUGAAGAUUAUAUGAAUUUUGAUUUGGGUGAUGGGUGGUCUUUUGUAAUCUUCAGGUCUAACUAACUCAUGCUGUGCACACAAAAAUGUCUCCAUAUUCAUGAAGUUGACCUUUGGUGUAAAAAGAAAUUCUGACAAUUGGAAACUAAGGCGAGAGUUUUUUAAAACCUUGUUUAGCGAACCUUUUAUUCCAAAGUUUUUGAACGUCUGUUGAAAAAAAAAAAAAAAAAAAAAAAAAAAAUUCCAGAGAUUUUUUGAUUUCACGAACCUACAUGUAUCCUGGUAAAAUUUCUGUGAGACAAUAAAAAAAACAAACAAUUUUCACAAUUUUUUUUGUGGUCAUUUUUGUAAGUGAUGGGUUCACGAAACAAGGUAUAAAAAAACUCUCGCCUGAUGUGUAUCUAAAUGAAGUUGAAUGAAAAAAUUUGAAGGAUCUGUUGAUCUGUCGUGAAAAUCGAGUUAGAAAUGCGUUAUUUUUUUAAUUUGGAUGUCCUGAUUAUUGUGAUGACUGAAAUCAGUAUUAGAAUAAUUCAAAAAUUUUGUUAACCAUUUGAGGUCCAAGUUGAUUUUUACUGCAUUACUAUGCAGUUUGGUUAUAGUCUUUUAAUGAUUGACCACCGACAUCACCAUUUUGGCAAGAACUUGAAAUCCUAAAGCAAUCAGAACUCCUUCAAAUUGAAGUGAAUCCCAAUUUCAAGUUUGGGAGUCAGCUCUUUGCUUUCCAAGUUCUAGGUAAAAUUGUGGUGCCUAUAAGUCAACUGAAGUUGCAGACUACUUGGGUUUAGUAGGGCAGUUCUUUUGGGAAUUAUGUAACAGAUCCUCAAUUUUUCCUGAAGAAAUCUCAAAUUAACCUUCGUGACUGAGGAUACUGGUCUUAAGAUUGGACAAAUAAUUUUACUAUCUUCAGCUGUUAGGGGGUUAAUUUGAGAUUUCACCUCAGUGAAGCCUCUCUUAGUGGUCACCUCUUAUAAGAGGACAUGCUCUUCAUGGGGACACAACUUUGUUUCCAAAACUGGUCGUUUGCAUACAAGUUGACCUCAGUAGCCUUGAUGCCUCUCUACUAAGGACAUCAUUUUGUUAACCCAAACAGUGUCCUUAAUAGAGGGGUUCUACUGUAAAUUAGGAUGUCAAUGCAAGAUGGUGGUCAAUUGCUCUUUUUGCAAAAAUUGUGGUAACAUACGGUAACACAUAAAUCAUCGUGGCGAAUUUGCUCAUUCACUUCACGAUAGACUCAAUUUUGCAUUUGCUGUCAAAAUUGAAAAACAACACCUGGCCACCUCUUUGCGACGUCAUUUUCAUUUCUUAUCCUGCUUUCUCCUAACCUUAGUUAUUUAUCCUGUGUAUUUUAUAUCAUUGGUAAUAAAACGACGCCAAAUAUGAUUAA